Acytostelium subglobosum LB1 is the source of this 873-nucleotide messenger RNA. RefSeq lists its product as hypothetical. NCBI's taxonomy places the organism in Eukaryota, Evosea, Eumycetozoa, Acytosteliales, Acytosteliaceae. The transcript has a single exon. The record is from RefSeq and is a predicted model, not a curated record. The coding region runs from base 1 to 873 and encodes 290 amino acids.
AUGCCAAUAUUCACAUUCCUACUGGGCAAGCGUACUACACUCAGACACCUGCGUCUGGGCAUCAUGGACAGCGUGGCACUCGACACAUUCAUGUCGGUCAUCACACCAGAGUGCUUUGGCGAGCUCGAGACGAUGGACAUAUGGGCGCGAGGCGACACGGCCGCAUUCAGCAAGCACGUUGCCACCUUCCCCAAGCUCAAGCACCUCAAUCUUGCCAAGUGUCAUCAGAUCAACUCGUUGGAGAGAGCGCUGACCGAGAAGACAUCGAUCACACAUCUGGCACUGCCUCAGAUUCAGUCACCUCUCGAGUUUCGCUUCACAGGUGACAUUGGCCGAUGGACCAUGUCAAUGUCCUCGCUGCGUGUGUUGCGCAUGUCGCCACUCUAUCUGAUGCGAUCGACACAGCCAGUGCGUCUCGAACUCGACACGCUGGAACUCGAAACGUUCCAAUCCAACUCGAUCGAUCAGAACGCAAGCCUGCAGCUGGACUGUGCCUCCAACAUCCGCCACAUCAAGCUCAGCUUCCUUGGUCUGGAGACAAAGUACAACAGACUCCUGGUAUCAUACAUCAAGGCGAAUAGACAUUUGAAGAAGAUCACCUGUGCCUACAGUGAGGAGAUUGUCGCUGCACUGCAGUCUCCCGACUCUAGCAUCGAGUCAAUCGACUUUCUUUACAUGCCACGUCGCAUGGCGCCCGUCAUGGAGAUGCUGAACAAGUGUCCUUCACUCAACAGAAUCAACAUCCCACCAGUAUGCGUCAUUGACAGUGUUGUGCAGCAGUAUGGCAGCUUCCAACAUUGUCCCAACUCCAAACUCUACCAUUACUUCCGUGUCGUCGAUAGCAAUACAAACAACAAUGUAUGUUGUGCGUAA